UGGCGGUGGGAGGUGCUGCACGUCCGUAUGUCUCUUUUCUAAGUCCUCUCCAGGAAGUUUGGCAUGAGUCGUACGGAAAGUUGGACGAAGGGACCGGAAUUAUUCGCUUUCGCCUCAAUGAAGAAGAAAGGAAAGGAUACGUCAAACGAUAUAAUCUGAAAAGUAUCCGGUUCAACUUUGACGGGGACUUCAACAUAGCGAUAGUGACAGACUAUUUGCAUGACCACAUCAAGAGACUGUGCGAAGAAGGCAAAGCACCUGCAGAGAGCCAUACCGAGUUUGUCAAUCUGGCAACAUCACAUCCUGCGGACUUAACGUUCUACACACAAGGUGGAAAGGAUGCUUUUGAAAACAUUUUCGUCCUUGCAAUCCAGAAAAAAGGAGAGGAAAUGACAGAAUUCCACAUUCUCGAGGAUAGUGUUGAACCGAAAAGGCACAACCCAGAUUCUCUGGCCAAUCGCAGUUGCAGUGUGGUUGGGACGUAUGCUGUCAUCCCGUAUCCCAGUAGCUUCAAGGAGGGCUUGGAAUCACAAAUCCCCUACUGCCGCCACCACUCUGUCCCUGCCAUGGAGGCAGUCAGGACUAAGCAGACGGAGUACAGCGUUGGCGAGUCGACAUACAAGAUGUUUGGGAAAGGAGGAGAGGAGUACAAACAGGCCUCAAAUAUAGCGAGCUUAAGAAAAUACGCAAAAUACAGGCACAAUGAUGAAAACUUACGCGGUCCCCCUAAAUUUGGAAAAGCAUACGUUAAUGGCACUGGGUCUGAUUCGCGCCUGAUCUAUGUGCGACAACAGUACACAAGAUAUAAGGUGGUUGUAUUUGUAGGGAUAGUUGAUCACAUGAAGGGGGGGCUCUGUCAUUAUUCAGGAUCGUAUCAGGCACGAGAGCAGCACUUUAACAUGGCUGAUGUAGAGAGCGAGUGGGAGGAAAUUCAUAGAUAUGUACAUACAACUAAUGAACGUGUGCAAGAAACAUUGGGCAAUGAAUGAAUUUCACACAAUUUCACAUGGUCUUUAUCCUUUAAUUAAUAUUGCUGAACUCUUUGUAUUGAUGUCACCAGUUGUCUCAGUUUUAUAGUGUUCAUUUGAACUACAGGUUGCAAACUGUACAUGUACAAUGAACCAAUAUCACAAUUGGCGGAAAGACAAUGUUCCCUCA
This is a messenger RNA of Branchiostoma floridae (Florida lancelet), 1158 nucleotides long. RefSeq lists its product as uncharacterized. The transcript has 2 exons. Lineage: Eukaryota; Metazoa; Chordata; Leptocardii; Amphioxiformes; Branchiostomatidae. Bases 390 to 989 code for a protein of 199 amino acids. The record is from RefSeq and is a predicted model, not a curated record.